Helicoverpa zea (corn earworm) is the source of this 1652-nucleotide messenger RNA. RefSeq lists its product as uncharacterized. The transcript is spliced from 7 exons. The record is from RefSeq and is a predicted model, not a curated record. Gene Ontology annotation, molecular function: serine-type endopeptidase activity. Bases 16 to 1533 code for a protein of 505 amino acids. NCBI's taxonomy places the organism in Eukaryota, Metazoa, Arthropoda, Insecta, Lepidoptera, Noctuidae. Gene Ontology annotation, biological process: proteolysis.
AAGUGUACCUCAAAAAUGAAAAAGAAAAUCAUUUAUACUUGUUCACCUAAACACUACGAGUUGAAAUACGGUGAACUAGAUUACUGGUCGCAUAUAGACGUGGCUCUAGUGAGGGUUGAAUCACCGUUUAAUUUUAACGAUACCAACUAUGAAACGUUGUGUUCGUACAAACCAACGACUAUACCCAUCAACUAUGAAUUGAAAUAUCAGGAGCCUGGCACUGAUGCUCUUGUGUUGGGAUGGGGACACAAAGAAAAAUGGCGAAAGCCAGGUGACAACACCAACUACAAUUCAGAAUUUUUAAGAUAUGCUCCAACGUUGUUACUGAAUAAAACUGAAUGCAAUCAACAUUACGAAGAUUACAAGAACAUGAGUGACGUCAUCGAUCGAUAUAUGAUUUGUUCUCUAGGAAAAGGAAAUAUAGAUGAUGGGGGCAACACUAUUCAGAAGAGUUUGCCGGUAGAAAAUGGGUGUACCUCCAAGCAACAAAAGGUUUUAGGCUUUGAAGGUGUAUCGUGUGAACUACCGAGUACAGAGGACGUUUCGGAUGAAGAUGGCCGGAGAAGCGCCAAAAAGCUCAAGCAAAUUAACGGUUCUUCGACUGAAGUUCUAAACGACACAUAUUUACUAGACAUGAUAGACGAUCCUAGAAGAUCUGGAAUUUGUCAGAAUGACCAUGGAGGGCCACUAGUCACCUGGGCAGGUGCACGUGAAAUCCUCAUUGGCAUAGCAUCGGUAUUCAAGGUUUCUGAUGAGUUGGAAUGUAUGGGACCCUACUUGUACACCAGUACUCUUUGUGUAGGAGCAUUCUUAGAAUGUAUACUGGUCUCCGAAUCUUUACCAGACAUGAAGAAAACAAGCCGACGGAGUCGACGGAACGAUAUGUGUGACAGACCACCGAGUGAGAGAGGAUAUGACACUGUCGAAAAAUACAUAUCAUGGAAAGACCACCCUGCAGGACCUGCAGACAAUGAAAGAGUUGGCAGGGCUUCAAUUCCAAAGCCUUUCAAUAAGUACUCAGCUGGAGCAAACGCGCAGAGCGACGGUCAAUCAGAUUAUGAAUCAAAUGAAAUGCAUCACAAAUUAUCAGCAUUACGUGAACAUAAUGUAGGAUAUCAUUUCGAUAUGUUUAGGAAUCCGCCAAAAGUUGAUAGGUAUCCUAAGAAGGAAGAGUAUCCUCCGAAACAAGAGUAUCCUCAGUAUAAUCAACCUCCACAAAGCAUGGGAAUCCCACCACCAAAUGUGAGGAACCCUCCACAUACUGUGAGAAACCCACCACUGAAUUAUGGGAAUCAACAAUCCAAUUCUUGGAAUCCACCAGCCAAUGUCAGAUAUACAGGAACGAACUAUUAUCCAGCGAAUAUAAGAUACACAACUCGGAAUCCUCGGGGAAUAAAUGUUAUGGUCCCACCAAAGGCGCCAGGAGGAAAAGUGUACCCAGGAACCGGUUGGCAUCCAGCGAAUCGAGCUCCACAAAAAGUACCACCGAAAAAUCCUUUUCCAAUGCGAGCUCUGCGGCCGUUACGAAAUUGAGUCAUCGUCGUCAUCACAUUUGGCAGUCCCACUUUCGUCAAGCCCUGCUGUGGGACAGUUAAGCCAGAAUUAAGGAGCGUUACACCACACUUCCUCAACGCGGAUUAGGGGUCAUUUAU